AUGGCGGACGAUUCUUCCGACCUUUCAUCUUUGUCUUCGCUGUCUCCAGCCCCUUCUGACAUGGAGUCCGACAACCCUCCCUCGCCGCCCAAGAAAGGCAUUCAGAAGUUCUUCCCGAAGGCUGCGAAGGGCAAAAAAGCGACGACAAAGAAGGAAGCAUCGCCACCUCCCCGUAAACGAUCGCCAUCACCUCCGCAUGAAUUCGUCCUGGCCGACAACCCUGAUAUUGCUUUCAUUGUCAUGUUCCGAAGCCGAUUCAACGAAGCCAUGCCCAAGUCGCUUGCCAACUUUGGCCCCCAAGAACUCGAGACUGACAUCAGCGACAGCCCGCCUGGCCAGCGGGUUGAAAACUUCCUGUGCGCCGUGCUGGGACUGCUACUCAACCGCAAGCAGGAUGUCAAGCCCGGCCACUACAUGCGCGCGUUGGAGGAUGCUAUCAGUAGCCACAAGAACCAGUGGCCUCGAGCAUGGGAAGGCAAGAGCCCGUUGUCUGGCGGCGUCACCUUCAACGACAUGAACAAUGUGCAGAGGCUCAAGAUACUUCGCGCUCUGAUCCUCUGGUCUCUCUCCGCCUCCGACGCUGUCAAGGCCAUCAUAACCAAGUCUUACAAACAGAAUCGUCACGAAGACGACAUGAACCAGCCACUCUCCGUCCAGCCAUGGGGCUCUGAUAGUGACAAGAGACGCUACUUUCUGGUCGAGGGCCUGGAUGACACGGCCUUCCGAGUCUAUCGCGAGGGCAACCCUGCAAGCUUCAACCGGGUUUGGAUCUCUGUUGCCGGGUCAAUCGAAGAGCUGAGCGCACUGGCCGAGAAGCUACAGACGAAGGAUGGUGGCCCAAAAGCCAAGAAGCUUGCGCAACAGAUGCUUGCGGCCGUUCCCAGGUUCGAGGCUACAGAAGAGAAACGCCGUAGACGCGAAUACCGCCAGGCGCAGAGGAAUCGUUUCAAGCGGCCUUCACCUGGCUUCUCUCUGUACGAGGGGCGCACACGUGGCAAGCGCGUCAAGUACACUUACUCGGACGAGGAGGAUGGCUCUUUCACCGACUCUACGCGCCGAUCGACUCGUAACACCGGCACACACACGCCUACCGAGCUAGCGGGUCCCCUGACGACUGCGAGCGGCCGCCAAGUACGGGCGCCGAAUCGUCUGGAGGCUGAGGGCACUAGCAGUGCCGCGCCUAGUGUGCAAGGAGACGAUCCGGAAGACGGCGGCGUCAACGCCAAUGGCAGACCCCGGCGAUCGGCGGCAGUCAACUAUGCUGGUAAUGGCAGGGCCCGGGGCAGCAGGUCCCGAGGCUACUCAGCCGACGAGACGGAUGAUGAGGGGGAUCUCGUCGAGCCUGACCUUGGCGACGACGAGGAAGAGGCAGAUGACCAUCAGCCAGAGGAAAGCGAAGAGGACGACGAUGACCAUGUCGACGAGGACGAGGCCAUGGUGGAAGAUGAUCUCGAAGACCGGCCGCGACAGGAGCUAAUAGUGGAGCUCAAGGUCAAGCGACCAAACCCUAAAGAUGGCGCAACGGCGACAAAUCUGACGCCUUCUCCCGAAGGCAAGGAAGAAGUUCGACAUGAGAAGCCCGAUGACCAGAAGGUCCCGACCCCGAAGAGCCUGCAGACGGAACGCACACCGGAACCUGAGAUUGUGGCUCUGCCAGGUCCCACAUCCCUGGCUUUUAGGGGAAGCCCGGAGAAGAGCCUGUGA
Molecule: messenger RNA, 1704 nt
Organism: Verticillium nonalfalfae
Lineage: Eukaryota; Fungi; Ascomycota; Sordariomycetes; Glomerellales; Plectosphaerellaceae
Exons: 5
Coding region: 1-1704 (567 amino acids)
Source: RefSeq, a predicted model, not a curated record